GAGGCAGGCGGACCUGCAGGAUAGCCUGUACAAAGACACCAUGCUGGGUUUCUCCUAUCAGAUAGGCAUUUUCUGCAAAGACAGUAACUGGUGGGUGAAUAAGGCUCUGGUGACUGCUACGGACAUUUUGACUUCUAAGGGGAUCAUCCAUGAAGUGUCUGCUGUACUGAAGGUGCCCAGGAACCGCUGUGACACAGCGUCCACCAAGAUCUUCCAGGGGCAGUGCAUGGACUGCUUUCACCCAACCGAGAGCCGUUGUCCCCCUGGAACCCAGCAAGUAUUCACGUCCAUAAAAAGGACCAAAUGUGCAUAUAGCAGGAGGAAACACGGGAUGUUCAUUGGCUGUGAGGCUUCCUGCCAAAAACGGACCAUCGUAAGGAAGUGUUGCGAGGGCUUUUAUGGUGUUAACUGUGAGAGCUGUCCAGGGCCAGAAGGCCAGCCCUGUUUUGGUAACGGUGUGUGUGUGGACGGUAUUAAUGGUACAGGAGCGUGUCGGUGCAACCCUGGCUUUAACGGCACAGCCUGCGAGUCCUGCCAGACGGGAAAGUACGGCAUCCACUGUGACCAAGACUGUAAGUGUGUGAAUGGUCACUGUAAUGAUGGUCAGGAGGGGGAUGGCACCUGCGAUUGUGACCCCCCUCUCACUCUCUGA
Molecule: messenger RNA, 652 nt
Organism: Electrophorus electricus (electric eel)
Lineage: Eukaryota; Metazoa; Chordata; Actinopteri; Gymnotiformes; Gymnotidae
Source: RefSeq, a predicted model, not a curated record